Penicillium cinerascens is the source of this 1242-nucleotide messenger RNA. Its product is annotated as MFS transporter. The transcript has a single exon. Gene Ontology annotation, molecular function: transmembrane transporter activity. The record is from RefSeq and is a predicted model, not a curated record. Bases 1 to 1242 code for a protein of 413 amino acids. Lineage: Eukaryota; Fungi; Ascomycota; Eurotiomycetes; Eurotiales; Aspergillaceae. Gene Ontology annotation, biological process: transmembrane transport.
AUGUUUUCCCAGACCCCAUCAGCGCAUGGCUUUCCUUCCUCACUGUCACCAGCCAUCUGUGGGUACAUCACGGACAGAGUUCAGAAGCGUCAGAUACCAUUUCUCACGGGAGUGGCUGCCGUCGCCGUUGGAACGGCGCUGCUAUGUGAAAGCACCCAUGUAGCGUGGUGGAUCAUAGGUCGCAUCCUCCAAGGCGCGGCGGCCGCCAUCAUUUGGACCACUGGCAUGAAUCUUCUAGUGGACACCUUCGCCAACGACUCGCUGGGCCAGGCAAUGGGGUAUUCGUCCAUGGCAACUGUUGCUGGCACCACGACCGGCCCGCUUCUUGGAGGAGUUCUCUACGAGCACGGAGGAUACUACGCCCCUUUUAUCCUCGCAUUCGGGCUGAUCGGCGUAGACUUUUUCCUUCGAGUCGUCAUAAUUGACCCUAGAGGGAGGAAAUCUACAGAAAAUGAAGAGCCGCGUGGUCAUGGCAGAGACCGAAACGCAGAAGAAAAGCAUAAUGACCAUCAUCCUAACCCUCUUCAAGAGGAAAAAAGAGCCAGCUCAAAAGCUUGGGAUAGACUCUCCAGGCCCUCCAAUUAUGACGAGCCGCCUGCAGAGCAGCCAGCCGCUCGUCGAGCCGGCAAAUUCCGUCUUCUCUUCAGCUCACCACGGAUGUUUGUGAUCCUGUGGGUUUAUUUCCUAGUCUCGGUCACCGUCACUUCGUUCGAUAGCGUGCUUCCGCUCUUCGUUCGGGAUACCUUUGGCUGGACUCAAACUGCCCAGGGGUUGAUUUUCAUUCCUCUAAUGGUCCCCAACAUCCUCGAUCCUGUCUCGGGGUACCUUGUCGACCGAUGGCCUGCAUGUCGCCGAUUCCAGUCGUCUACAGCCCUCUUCGCCGCCGUCCCCGUGUUGGUCUGCAUGCGCUAUGUCACGGAUAAUUCAAUGCGGGACAAGGUGCUGUUGUGCGCUUUGCUCAUGCUGCUGGGUGUCUGUAUUGGGUUUUUAGAGCCACCGAUUAUGGUCGAGAUUUCGUCUAUGGUGGAAGAUCUAGAGGCACGCAACCCGGGGGCCUUCGACAGAGGCGGGACUACCGCGCUGGCAUACGGCAUCUCGAACAGUGCUUUUGCUGCGGGAUCAAUAACCGGGCCCUUCCUUGGUGGAUUCAUCCGUGAUCGUUGUGGAUGGGCGACCAUGUCGUGGACACUGGCUAUGCCUCUUGGGAUAUCUGGUGUACUCGUGUUGCUCUUCUUUCGAUAG